Molecule: messenger RNA, 2446 nt
Organism: Osmia lignaria (orchard mason bee)
Lineage: Eukaryota; Metazoa; Arthropoda; Insecta; Hymenoptera; Megachilidae
Gene: bnb
Product: bangles and beads
Source: RefSeq, a predicted model, not a curated record
ACGACACACGACCCAACCUUCAUCCCGAUCACCAACGGUUGUUCCCUUGCAAACGAGCAUAAUUGCACGCGCGCGAAUAAAAAACACAGAGAGAAAGAAAGAAAGAAGAGGGUACAUCUUGAACGGUGCAUCUCUUCGAUAAUCCUCUUUUGUCUGGGCUGUUUGGCCGAGUUCCAUUACGGAGAGUUCGACUGAGUUUUAACCGGUCUCUCCAGCGACAGUUUUAAUCGGUGAGAGUAUUCCUUGGUCAGACAAGGAGCAGCAGGAAGAGCCAGGACCGGGUCACUAGAGUCGACAACAACUGUUGCUGUUACCAGUUCCACGGACGACAGAAAAAAUACAUAUCAAGAUGAUGAAGCUGAUCGUAUUAGGGAUGCUGUGCUUAUUGGGGCUGAAGGCGACGCUCGCCAUGCCCGUGGCCGAGAACCAAGAACCUCUUCAGGUGGUACCGCUCGAGAAAUCCGCGACAGCCCCAAAAGCUGUGGGAGUUGAGGAAGCUGUCGUAGCGGCACAAGCUCAGGAAGCUGCUGUUCCAGCAGUGCCGGCGGUUCCGGUUCAAUCUGAACAAGUGCAACCUGAGAAACCAAGCGCGAGGAGCGAGCCUGCAGCUGAGUAUGAUCAGCUAACCGAGAAGGCGGAGGAAAAGAAAGAGGAGGCUCAACAAGCGAAACCUGAGGACAAGAACGAAGAGGCCGUAGCAGAGAAGAAGUCCGAGCAACCCUUGCCGCAGGAGGCUCAACAGGCACCUGCUCAGGAACAAAAGCCUGAACAAGCUCAGGAAGGCAAGAAAGAAGAGGAGACCCUGAAACAGGCUGCCUCCGAAGCGCACGAAGCUGUACAGGCUGCGCCUCAGGAACAUAAACAAGAGGCCGUUGAAGUACCAGCCGAACAAGCUAAGGUUGCGGUCGUGGAAGGCAAGAGUGCUGAACAACAAAGCGAAUCCGCGGAGAAGACCUCUGAAGCCAGCAAAGAGGAAUCCAAGGAAGAGAAGAAACCUGAAGAAGCGAAACCAAGCGUAAGAAAGGAAGACGAAUCGAGCUCUACCGUCUCCGAGGAGUCGAAGGAAUCGUCGCAACCCGCCACCGAAGACAAGAAACUCGACAAACCUCAGGAAGAACAAGAGAAAGAGAAGAAGGCUGAAGAGAAACCCGACCGUGUAACCCGUGACGCUGAAGAAUCCGCCCCAGAAGCCAAGAAAUCGGCUCAACCAGCUGAACAACAAUCCCCAGCUCCGGCGGAAGCUGAGAAGACCCAAGCGGAACAGGCUAAAACACCCGAGGAGAACAAACCAGCUGUCCAGAGCGAGAAGACCGAACCCGCUAUAGAACAACCGGCAGUUAGCUCCGAGGAGUCGGUCAAGAGCGAGGAGAAGACCGAAUCCGAGGCUCAGAAUCCUGAAAAAGAAGCCAAGAGCUCGGAAGCUUCGUCGUCUCAAGAAUCCACCGAGUCACAGGCCAAACCUGACGAGUCUAGCCAAGCAAAACGCGACACCGCAGCGGAGGCUCAACCUCAGGCAAAGGCUGAACAAGCCGAGGAGAAGAAGGAAGAGCCGCAGAAGAAACAAGAUGGCGAAAAGGAGGUGAAGGAACGUUCUGACGAAUCGUCGGAAGACAAGUCAGCCGAGAAGAAGGACAACAAGAGCAGCGAGGAAGAGAAAUCCUCCGAGGAGUCAAAGGAGUCCAAGCCAGCCGCUGACGAGUCCAAACCGGAACUGUUGCCCAAGCCGCAGGAGUUAUUCCACAAGGAAUAACGGUCCCAGCAGCGAGUGGGAAGACGAACAACGGUAGCCCCUAGAAGCAGCAACAUCGUAAUUGCUCGCUAAGUCGAGACACUGCGUUCAACAUCCGACCGACAUCAUAUGUAAUCGCGCGAGUUCUUCCCCGGAUAGAAGCGAAACGGGAUAGAGCGUGUACGUCAGGAGAAGUACGAACGAGAAACGAGAGAAAGAGAUUGACAGAGAGAACGAGACGGUGUGAAAGUGUAUUAUCGGUGCGAAUGGAUGAUAGAGAGAGAGAGAGAGAGAAAGAGAGAGAGAAAGAUUGGACGAUGAAUUUUCUGGCAGGGUCCAACUUCCCCGGCGCGCUACGAUUCCGAGAAAAUUUAUCGACUAUCGGGGCAGGAUGACCACGUGAAACCUGGCUGUGAAGGGAUAGACUUAUAGAAAAGACGUCGAAUCAAGAUCCUGAGGAAGACAACGACGACGAUGAUCAUCACGUUCGAGACACGAGUCUUUGGAACUUACUCGAUCAGGAACACGUGGCCACCCUUUAGGAUCUGACACUUGGCGCACGCCAGGUAUCAUCAAUCCUUAUUCGUCCCGGUGGACAUUGCGAUCUGUCCGCGGGGACGAAAUUGGCCCCCCUCUAAUAUUUAGUGUCCUCGUCCCAAAUUCCCAAGUGUUUUUUUUUUUUCAUCUUUUUUUUUCUCUCCUUCCUUUUUAUUUUUG